AUGUCUUUAAACCCGUAUCUGGACCGUCUAUACUCUAUUCUAGGACUACAUUCAGGAAGUUACGGGACGUGCGAAGAACUCAUGGGUGUGAAUGAAACGCAUGGACUGUACGAUGACAUUUACGUCGUUCAUUAUGAUUUCAGCGAGAUACAGGGCGACAUUGCUUUAUCUGAGUUUCAGGAACUUCUCAGCGACUUGACAUCUGCUGGCUUGAAAGUGAAUGUCCAGCCAGGCCCCGGUAAAUCGCUAGUCAUCCUCGUCAAAGCUCCUCACGACUUGCUCAGCAACUUCGUUUUUCAGUCACGAGUCAAAGACUGGCUCCAUGGUGUCACACAACAAAAGCCGGAAGAUGACGGCAAUCGCUCCAUCGCAGGCAACACCGAGACGGAGAACCUACGUUCUAUGUACCACUUAGUUACAUGGAAGAAGUCUUUGGGGGGUGCAGGCAUCACACCUGAGAUUGGAAAGUGGAAGAAUGUCAAGUCGGUGUAUUCACUACACAAUAAGACAGCUACGAGAUCUUUGCUUGUCAAGUGA
Cadophora gregata is the source of this 537-nucleotide messenger RNA. RefSeq lists its product as uncharacterized. The coding region runs from base 1 to 537 and encodes 178 amino acids. NCBI's taxonomy places the organism in Eukaryota, Fungi, Ascomycota, Leotiomycetes, Helotiales, Ploettnerulaceae. The transcript is spliced from 3 exons. The record is from RefSeq and is a predicted model, not a curated record.